This is a messenger RNA of Desarmillaria tabescens, 929 nucleotides long. RefSeq lists its product as uncharacterized. Bases 103 to 750 code for a protein of 215 amino acids. The record is from RefSeq and is a predicted model, not a curated record. The transcript has 2 exons. Lineage: Eukaryota; Fungi; Basidiomycota; Agaricomycetes; Agaricales; Physalacriaceae.
GACAUGAAUUAGUCCCCUAGAACCUUAUGAUGGUUAAAAUUGGUAUCGAGAGUUCCCAGGGGCUGAGGGACCCACACAAUAGAUCUUGGACUUAUGUAAUACAUGACUACCACCACAACAAACGAAGCCAGCCGUCCAGCACUUCGGGACUCUUCGCCCCCAAGGCUGCCCACCCCAUGUGAAGAUCCUACCAACUUGAAUUCUGCCAACAUCAAGGGGACGGACGAAGGGUUUGACGAGGGUACAGCCAGCGAGAAAGAGGGCGAGGACAGCGAGGAUGAGUGGUCCGAGACCCUCACUUUCGAGUACAUGGUGGCGCACGAACCUUUUACCGCCCUCCCUGUCAAAUACCUGCUUUUCACCGGGUGGGCCCUUGCUCCUCCACAGUUUGCCCUUGGCAUCGGCGUCGAUGACAUGCAUGAAGGCUACGACUUGGCUCACCGUCUCGCGCCAAAUGAACCUGUCAAGGACUCUAGCAUGCUCCUCGCCGUACUCAUCCAUCGGCUCAGGGACCGUACGAACCUGAUGGUUCGAGCGACGCCAGUUCGUUCAAAGGAGGUUGGAUUCGUCUUCUAUAUCACGACGUCCUGGGAUGACGACUUCACCGAGACACCAGCCCAGCGCGAUACCAUGAACGCAAUGCUCCGCGAGAUCAACUGGAGGGAAGACAUUAAAUGGUACAUCGUGGGGACCUGUGCGGAUAAGUGGCGCGAAGACUACAAUAGACCCGUAUUGGAUCGCGAUGCAUAGUUUCUUUACCAAGUGUUUUCGCCGUCUGAAAUGCCGGAUUCUCCGUGGCAUUUUUUACAAUGCCGCUACUUUACCCACUACCGCCAUCAAUUUCUUAUUUUUCUUUCGCCUUCCACUAGCUCAUAUGCUCGCAAUAUGUAGUUGAUCAUUGGAAGGUUGCAUAUUGGGCUGGCGCAACA